AUGGAUUUCACUUUAAAGAUCCUUGUAAUAGUACCAUUCUUAUUGACUAACGAACUUAUCGCAGCUCCAAGAAAACCAAGAUUAAGCUUAGCGGCGCAGAAUCCCGGCUAUUAUUUUUCAAAUAUUGAUGGUAUACCAGGGACAUACUCAUUUGGUUAUGAUGUCUUUGAUCCCGAUACUGGCAAUAACCAGUUCAGGAGUGAAGAAAGAUAUCCAAACGGUACCGUCGUGGGGAGCUAUGGCUAUGUUGAUCCACGAGGCAGAUCUCAAAGAUUCGAUUAUAUUGCCGAUGAAAAUGGAUACAGAGUGUUACAUGAUGCACCUGUGAAAGAGAAAUACGUGCAAACAACCACUGAAGGAAAGAAUACGUUAACAGAGCCAUCGAUAACGUGGAGUCGACCGAGGAAAAAUAAUAAAAAGAAGACGAAUACUAUAAACACGCCAUUAAAUAUUCUUGAACCACCACGGUUUACAGUUCUGGAAUAAAAAACUUAAAGC
Molecule: messenger RNA, 498 nt
Organism: Melitaea cinxia (Glanville fritillary)
Lineage: Eukaryota; Metazoa; Arthropoda; Insecta; Lepidoptera; Nymphalidae
Product: larval cuticle protein 16/17-like
Exons: 4
Coding region: 1-486 (161 amino acids)
Cellular component (GO): chitin-based extracellular matrix
Molecular function (GO): structural constituent of chitin-based larval cuticle
Source: RefSeq, a predicted model, not a curated record